GUCAAAGGGCGUGCCGGCUUCCGCUUCCAUCACUGUUUCGGGCCGCUCAGCCGUCUCCGAGGCGACGCGGGGCCGAGCCGGGCUCCCCUCGGGUCGUGAGAAUGAAUCAGCUGCUUUAAUAUCAAGAUUAAUUGCAGAGUAAUUUCAUUCUUAAUUCAGAGGACAAUCAUGCAACCCAAGCUCUAGACAAACCUUCAGGUUAUCGAGAAAGGUUGAACAGAUAAAAAAGAUGAAGCUUUACAGUCUAAGUGUUCUUUACAAAGGUGAUCCCAAAGUGCACUUACUGAAAGCUGCUUAUGAUAUCUCAUCAUUUAGCUUCUUCCAGAGAUCCAGCGUUCAAGAAUUUAUGACCUUCACAAGUCAACUGAUAGUAGAGCGUUCAGAGCUUGGAAGCAGAGCUUCUGUAAAGGAACAAGAAUACCUCUGCCAUGUUUAUGUACGGAAUGAUGGUUUGGCUGGCGUGGUAAUUGCAGAUCAUGAAUAUCCGUCCCGGGUUUGUUUCACAUUGUUGGAUAAGGUACUUGAUGAAUUUUCUAGGCAAGUUAAUCAGAUAGAUUGGCCUUCUGGAUCUCCAACAACGAUAACCUAUACAGCAUUGGAUGGAUACCUUAGUAAAUAUCAGAAUCCCCGUGAUGCCGAUGCAAUGACAAAAGUGCAAGCCGAAUUGGAUGAGACCAAAGUUAUCCUGCACAAUACAAUGGAGUCCUUGUUAGAACGAGGAGAGAAACUGGAUGACUUAGUGGCCAAGUCAGAGAUUCUUGGAAAUCAGUCUAAAGCCUUUUACAAAACUGCCCGGAAGCAGAAUUCAUGCUGUGACAUCAUGUGACUCCAUCCACCGUGUACCUUCACCGCCUGCUUUGGACUGUCUGGAUUUGAUCUGAUUUCAUGACUCCUGGAGAGAGAGAGAGGCAGCACCUAACAUGUAACUACUACAGCAGCAGUAGCAGCAGCUGUUGUUUCCAGAUUCAGCCGUCUCAGCCACACCGGAGGCAAGAAAUACCAUGAUGGGGGGGUGUGUGGUCCAUGAAAUUAAAACCUUAUUUGGAAAAAAAAAAAAACCCUUUCAUGGAAAGAGAGUAUCUGGGAUAUUAGGUUGAUGACCCAAAGGGAGUUGAGAAUGGUUCCUGGUGCUUACACAUAUUCCUGUUUUGGUCAUUGGUUGAUGCCUGCGUAGGGAUUUGCUGCUGCUCCUUUCCAAAACUACAAAGAGAUGUGGAAUCCUUGUGCAUACUUAAGAGUAAGGUAAAGAGUUUGGCCAUCUGAAAAAUGCCUCCCCCCCCCCCCGCCCCCCAAGCAUUGCACAGUGUCCUUGUGUCUUAAAAUGUUGGAUGCCGAUUUGCAGAAGUGAAGCAAAACCCAAUCCGUUUUGAACCCAUUCAGAAUUAUUCAGAGAAUACGGAUCUCUGCAUUCUGCAUGAAAGGAAAAGGAAAAAAAAAAAGAUCUCUUAAGGCAGCCCGAGAACUGAUUAUACUUAGUAAUAUAGAAGAAAUUCCAAAGAGGUGGGAAAGCGGGUUUAGGACUUAAUAUGGAUCUGCUUUUACGUUUUCUCUUGAUUCUAGGUGGGAAAUUUCUUUCCAAUCUUGAGUCAGACUUUCUUUUGUUUUUGCCAAGGAUAUGAACAGCAGCAUUUAGGUCCCUUUUUUUAAUCUGGUAUCGUUGCCGCUGAUCAAACCCGUGAUGUCAUUAAGAAGGGAUCAUGUGGCACUACCUCCUUGCCUGCCCUUGGAUAGUGCAGUUUGUUUAGGUUGGGUUUAUUGAUGAAAAGCUGGUGACUCAUUCUAGCCGAUGGCUUGCCAUUUCUAUACUGUUCAGCAGGAGGUGGAAUGAAUGGGGAGCUGUAUUGCAACCCUUGGCAUACCUUCUCACGUAUUAUGGCUGCUGCCCUGACAGUGAACCUGCCCUGGUAUUAACCAGCAGCCCUUCUUGAACAUACUGCACCCAAAAGAAUAAGCUGCUGUUUUACACUAGCCAUUUUACCAGAGCCUUGUAGAGUAUGAGCGAUCCUGUAUUGGGUAUGUGUGUGUGUGUUAGUUGCUGCAGCGUAGUCGUCUUGUAAUGUCUUCGGCCAAGAGUACUUUCUCCCACGGAUGGAGAAUUCGUCCCCGCUGGUUUUGUGUAAAUGUAGGAAAUGUUGUUAAUGCUUUUGUCUUUCCGUCAGUGGCGUCUCGGCUCCAAGGCCCAGUCUGUCUUUUGCAGGGUGGGGGCCAGGGUGGGUAGGGAUACCGUUCUACAGUUGUAUUUCUGCCUUCCUCCCCAAGUGUUUUGAUUUAUUGUAACUGGGUUGGACAUGUCUGCACACCAUGCCCCCCCUAAAGUCAGCUGAUCCCCAACCAGGAGUCCUUUGUGAAGCAAUUCAGCUAGGCAGUAGGAAAAUACAUGCCCCUUGGAGCUUUUGCCCAUCAGUGGCAUGUUUGUGCACACCCACCUAUGGUGGAAUGACCACUCCUCCGAUAUACACUCUAUUGCCAAAAGUAUUCGCUCACAAACUGAGUCUGAUUAUGUGGAUGGGUGAGCGAAUACUUUUGGCAAUAUAGUGUAUUAAUCCGAUAUAGACAGAAGUCCAUCUUCUAGGCUCAGGAUGAGUAACCUGUAACCUCUUGGGCACAGCUUUCCUAACCCUAUUGAUAAACUGACAUCACUGACUGGGCUGUCUCCAUUCCAGAAGAGAAACAUAAAAAGCCAGGAAACUGUCCUUGCCCCUUUGCAAGGAACCAGUUAGUGCCAAGGAGACAAAAUGACAGAAUGACAAAGGGCAAUUUAAGGCAAAGUUGAAUGUGACUCUGAGGAGAAAUCAUAUUUCUGGCUUGCAUUGUUUCUUAAAAUGUGUCCGUCGCGCACAGUUGCAUCAGCUCUUGAUAAACUUAUUGAGCCAACAGUUUAUAUAUAUUCGUCAACCUAGGGUCAAUACAGUGAAGUGGAACAAGUCAGCAACCUGGGGGUUGAACGCAUUUCUGUUUGACUUGAACAGUGAUGGGUGCUUCCUGGGACUUGACAACUUGGUUACAUUUGCUUUGUGAAGCCAUUUUGGGGGGGGGGAAGACACCUGGGUGAAAGAACAGUGACUCGUGCAGAGGCUGCAUUGGCAGAUCUGAUGCAGCACCCUUGUAGUGCCAGAAAUCACCAGCCUUAAUUCUUUUUCUUCCUCCAAUGUCUGCUUCAGAUGCACCAACCUAAGGGCUGUCAUAUUUUCUGUAAAGACCAUUUCUGCAGUGGUCAGUUCUUUGUGGACUGCUAACUUUGCUCCAAAAGAUUAAGAAGGUAGACGGAACACUGCAGUAAGUUUCGCUGCUACUUGCUGUUAAAGAAAAUGAGUUCUCCUCUCCUUAUUCUGCGAUUUGAAAUGUACAGUACUGUAGAAACUUGCUUGCAUUACUUUAUUUUGCCCCUUAGGCUCACGAAUUCCUAACCUCUUUCUAAUGUGGAAGCUUUUACUAAAGAUUGUAUUUUAAUAAAUAUUGCUUAAUGUCUGUAUGUACUGGUUAUUGGAAUAUAUAAAGUUGUCACUUGAUCAUCUGGAA
Thamnophis elegans (Western terrestrial garter snake) is the source of this 3519-nucleotide messenger RNA. RefSeq names its product YKT6 v-SNARE homolog (gene YKT6). The record is from RefSeq and is a predicted model, not a curated record. Gene Ontology annotation, cellular component: Golgi apparatus. Gene Ontology annotation, biological process: endoplasmic reticulum to Golgi vesicle-mediated transport. The transcript has 9 exons. NCBI's taxonomy places the organism in Eukaryota, Metazoa, Chordata, Lepidosauria, Squamata, Natricidae. The coding region runs from base 230 to 826 and encodes 198 amino acids. Gene Ontology annotation, molecular function: SNAP receptor activity.